AGGCCUCAGUGUCGUCCCUGAUGAUGAAGUCAUUGAAAUGUACGAGGGGUCCCACGUGCCCUUGGAGCAGAUGAGCGACUUCUAUGGAAAGAGUUCUCACGGGAACACCAUGAAGCAGUUCAUGGAUAUCUUCUCCCUGCCUGAGAUGACCCUGCUGUCCUGUGUGAACGAGCACUUCCUGAAGAACAGCAUUGACUAUGAGCCUGUGCACCUGUACAAAGAUGUCAAGGAUUCAAUUCGAGACGUCCACAUCAAAGGAAUAAUGUACAGAGCGAUCGAAGCAGAUAUUGAAAAGUACAUCUGUUAUGCUGAGCAGACCCGCGCAGUAUUGGCCAAACUGGCUGACCAUGGCAAGAAGAUGUUUCUUAUCACCAACAGCCCCAGUAGCUUCGUGGACAAAGGGAUGCGGUAUAUCGUUGGGAAAGACUGGAGGGACCUGUUUGAUGUGGUUAUAGUUCAGGCUGAGAAGCCAAACUUCUUUAAUGAUAAGCGGAGACCUUUCCGAAAGGUGAAUGAGAAAGGUGUCUUACUCUGGGAUAAAAUCCACAAGUUGCAGAAAGGCCAGAUUUACAAGCAGGGCAACUUAUAUGAAUUUCUAAAGCUUACUGGAUGGAGAGGAUCUAAAGUGUUAUAUUUUGGUGACCAUAUCUACAGUGACCUGGCGGAUUUGACCCUGAAGCAUGGCUGGCGGACUGGUGCCAUCAUCCCUGAGCUGCGGUCUGAGCUCAAAAUCAUGAACACGGAGUCAUACAUCCAAACCAUGACCUGGCUGCAGACCCUGACUGGGCUAUUGGAGCAGAUGCAGGUUCACAGAGAUGCUGAGUCGCAGCUGGUCUUGGAGGAGUGGAAAAAAGAGAGAAAAGAGAUGAGAGAAAUGACCAAAAGUUUCUUCAAUGCCCAGUUUGGGAGUUUGUUCCGCACAGACCAGAACCCCACCUAUUUCCUAAGGCGACUGUCAAGAUUUGCUGACAUCUACAUGGCGUCUCUGAGCUGCCUCUUGAACUACGAUGUGAACCACACGUUCUACCCCCGGAGGACUCCUCUGCAGCAUGAGCUCCCUGCGUGGUCAGACAGCCCCUCUGCCUGCAAAGCGCCCCUCCUGCAGGAGGCCCAGGCCAAGUAACCACGGGUGUCACCUGUGCAAGAAGCCAGAAGCAGCCACUCCCCAAUGGGGUGACAGGGUUGACUUUGUGUGGGGCUGAGUGUGGCUUUCUGAAAGAUCCAAACACCUUUUGAUAUUU
Messenger RNA from Castor canadensis (American beaver), 1241 nucleotides. RefSeq names its product 5'-nucleotidase domain containing 3 (gene Nt5dc3). The record is from RefSeq and is a predicted model, not a curated record. NCBI's taxonomy places the organism in Eukaryota, Metazoa, Chordata, Mammalia, Rodentia, Castoridae. Gene Ontology annotation, molecular function: 5'-nucleotidase activity.